Messenger RNA from Xiphophorus maculatus (southern platyfish), 7109 nucleotides. RefSeq names its product family with sequence similarity 131 member A (gene fam131ab). Bases 506 to 1690 code for a protein of 394 amino acids. The transcript has 6 exons. The record is from RefSeq and is a predicted model, not a curated record. Lineage: Eukaryota; Metazoa; Chordata; Actinopteri; Cyprinodontiformes; Poeciliidae.
CGGUAUAAGAGCGGGAUAAGCAUGGAUUGUUUUUCUAUCAACGUGUCGACUCUUCACUCCCUGACCAGAGACAGUGGACCCAUGCCCAAAAUGUGGCGUGGACUAGACAGAGAGUAAAGGAGAGUGGGGAGAAAACCCCAGAAACACCCGGCGAACACGCGCGCGCGCGCGCACGCACAAAAACACAGCACUGCAGCUCUCAGGUCGGGGCAGAAACCUUAACUGCUGCCCGCAGAGAAGAGCGCUGUCCCUCCGCUGUGGUGCUGAACCUUGCGGAUGCUGACGCAGGGCUGAGAUCCAAAGGGAGACGAGAGGUUUUAGAAGAGCCGCAGAAAACUUUGUGUGUAUGGAUUUAGAAGAAACAAGCUGCAGCGCUGAGCAGAAGUGAUGGCCAGACCCCCCUCCAGUCUGACAGGCUUCAGUCCGGCGGUGUGAGCACAGCGGCGGAACCCAGCGGAGGACAGGGACGGAGGCUUUCCAUCUGUGAGUGGCGGUUGAUGGUUCGAUGCGCGUGGACUGGAGCGCGUCCAGCUCCAUGUCCGAUGUCAGGCUCCUGGGGAACACGCGGACCUGCAUGGCACGCAGACUGAUACUCGGUGCACCUCUGGGUGCUCUGGACUUCAGCGAGGUGAAUGUUGAUGACACCGUUGAAAUGCUACCAAAAUCAAGAAGAGCUCUUACCAUUCAAGAGAUUGCUGCUCUAGCUCGAUCUUCUCUGCAUGGUAUUUCACAGGUGGUCAAGGACCAUGUGACGAAGCCUACAGCCAUGGCGCAGGGCAGAGUAGCCCAUCUGAUAGAGUGGAAGGGAUGGUGCAAGCCCAUAGACACUCCGGCAGCUCUGGAGUCAGACUUCAACUCUUAUUCUGAUCUCACUGAGGGAGAGCAAGAGGCACGCUUUGCUGCUGGUGUGGCAGAGCAGUUUGCCAUCGCCGAGGCUAAGCUGAGGGCCUGGUCCUCUGUGGACGGCGAUGAGUCCAAUGAUGACUCAUAUGAUGAAGACUUUCUGCCUGCCAGUGAACCCACCACACAGAGCACAGAACUGUCAUCUUAUCCGCCGUACUUGAAGGACCUGAUCCACAGCCAGCUUUGCCAGCACCUGGGCAUGCAAAGGCCCUGUUCUGAGAGCAGAGGAGGUAUCAGCGAGGGGGGUGGCAGCAGAGAGCCCUCCUCCACGGCGGGCUCUCCGGACACGCUCUGCUCCAGCCUCUGCAGCCUCGAUGAGCAGCACCCGCUGCUCCGCGAUCUGAGGACUCAUCGUGGUAAUCACGCCCAAAACAACGCAGCUGAACUUGCUGCAAAGAUUCUGUCUGCGCUGCACGGAGGGGAGGAGCUGCUGGCCCGACUUCAGAGGGUGGGACAUAGUGGGCCUGGUGGGGGAGACUGUGGCUUCCACAGCUUGAGUGGGGGCGGCCGGGGCAGCAGGUCCUACGGAGGUCAGGAUUCUCCUUGCUACUCCAUGUCUUACUCUGAAACGUAUCUGUCACCUGGUGAGGAUGAUGACACCCCCUGCAAGGACUAUGAAGGCACUGUGUGCCAGAAGGAGGUGGAUGGCCAGGGGGUGGAUUACCCUCCUGACUACAACCCACACAGGAGAGUAUCCGAUGUGGCCUCCUCAGGGGUUGUUUCCCUUGACGAGGAAGAGGAAGAGGAGGAACUGGAGGACAGAGCAGAAGAGCCGAACAACCAAUGACUCCUUUUUUUCUCAUUUCAGUAUUUGGGGAGGGGCUUCUUCAUUGUCAGUGACAACUUCCCCUCUUCGUCAUGGUGUCUGAACAGUUUGAACCUUUUGAAUGAUGCGUAAAUCAACUGUCUUUGCCUUACACUCACAGCAUCUCAGCUCUCCUCUCCAUCCGUUAAGUGCUUUGUCUCCAUUCCACGUAUUAACACUUUUUGUUUUGAAGGCGUCCAAACAAUCCUUUUUCAUCAGUGCGAGAACAGUGAGAGCUGGACUAGGCGCGGUCAGUGACUAACUCUCGGGUAUGACGCCCACAGUUUUUCGGCUACGUCUUCUUCGGUGCAGUGAAAGGACUCUGCUCCAGGCAGACGGAUCGACCGAGAAUCCAAACCUCUGACUUAUAUCUGCAUGUUUUUUGCAAGUGCUGAAAUCAAUGGGCUGACCUGGGCUCGAGCACGUUUUUGUAAUCUCAGCUGUGCUGUAUCACCCCUGCCCAUCUCUCCCUCUCUCGUGAGUGAGCAGGCUGACACUGCAUCCUGGCACCUGUCCUCACCCCAUCCCUCAUCUCCUAACCUCUUUCCCCCCAUCCUUUGCAAGAGAGUAAAUAGCAUUGUUCUGGGCAUGGCUUGCUGAGUAUGCCAAACUAUUUAACCCUGUCACUGUCAAUUAUGAGCAAAUGCUGGAAUGUCUUCAAAGUGACAGGAAAUGGUAUGUAUUUUAAAAAAUAAUCAUGUGUUCCAAAUGAUAUGACAGAAAUGAUAUGCUUUUGAUGUACUAGUUUUCUAUCAGUCAUGUUGUUGUUCAUGUCAUCAUCAUGAUGGACAGCUGGCAUAUUGAUGAACAGCCGCUCAGUGUUCCCCGGUGUUUUCUGUGGAGGAAACCUGAACUUUGCUCUUAAAAAAUAAAAACUCGCAGCAGGGACACAGGAAACACAAAGAGAGAGAGUUCCUGAAGCGACGCCUCAACGACGGAUGUUUGGCAACAAGCGACAGAAACCUAUUUUCCUGUGCAGAGAUGGCUUGCAUUUGGAGAUUUUUCUAUAUUUUUGUAUGCGUUGUCUUGCUUUGAUCUCCUUGCCUAUGCGGCGUGCCAGUGUAUGUGGUCUUUGCACGAAGCUAAUGUGGCUGUAGAUUUCUCCUGUUCUUUGUUAUCACUGUGUGAUAUAGUCUACUGGGAAAAAAAAAACAAUACAAAUGUGAAAUUUUACUUUUUUUUCAAAAGAGGAUACUGUGAUACGGUUUUUUGCCAUUUAUCAUGAUCCUCAUGAAGAGCUCGUUUUUUUGUUUAUUUAAAAACUUCUAAAUACUCAUCUUUUCUUCUCAUGUUGACUCUUGAAAAGCUUUGCCUUUUUAUUCUGUACUCUCCCUUUCUAUAAUGCUUGCAAAAAGGCAUGUAAUGUGACACGUUAAGAGCCUACUUAGUCCUCUCCAUGUUGAUGUACCUGAGAGAAAGUGUCUUUCAUACAACUCAGGAAAUCCCUUUGAACCAGAGCAUGGAUGCAUUCAUUCCCACAUGCACAUAGGCAUGGGCUGAUUGAUGGUACCAAAAAGUUACACUUUCAAAACAGCUAAGAGUUUCUAAACUUCUCCUAAAGUUUAAAAUGAGUUACCAAGCUACACUUUCAAAGUUGGCUUAGUUUCCCUUUAUAUCUUCCCCAGAGAGCAACAAAGGUUGAAGAUAAACGUAGACCUCAUUUAGACAUUUCAAGUGUAUAAAUAGCCCUGAUUUAAUAUAUUUCAUCUAGGUUUAGACUAAGGAAACCAGCCUAAUUUAAAGGUACUCUAAGCUUAAAAUUUGAAUAAAAAAUCUGUGAGGUCCACAACAAAAAUCUAAUAAAUCAUAUUAAAAUGCCAAAAAAAACAUUCAGCGACAUUCAUUUGCUUCAAUCCUUAUAAAAGUUAUCCAUUUAUAAACUGAGAUUUUGGAGUAAUAAUGUGCAACAAUGUGAUUUGAGUUGCUGGUUCAAAUCCCGCUCCCUCUGUUUCAGUCAUUGUGUUGUUAGUCAGGAAACUUUCCUCACCUUGCCCACUUGUGGUUGUCAGAAGACCCAAUGGUAGCUAUGGCUACAAUGUAGCUUACCACCAUAAAGUGCUUCAGAGUCCUUGAUAAAACGUCAUACAAAUGAACAUCUUAUUAGAAUUUAGUAUUUAGACCAGAUACUAACAGCUUAGAUUUUUUAUGGACUAUUUAGACACUACAUUGAUUUCUAAAAUAGAGAUACUCUCUGGGAUGGGUUAAAGUCCGUUAUUAAAGUACUUUGAGAUAGUAUUUCUCAAACCGAGUAAAAAUUUCGAAAGCUAAUUUUGUUUGUUUAGCAUUUUUGUUAACUUUGAAAACAUUUAGUACCCUUAGCUUCCCCUUUGUAAAUCUUUCCGGAUAAAUCAUGAAGUGCUAAUUUAUUUGGCUGUUCUGUAAACUUUCAGUUGAAUAAAUCCGAGUUUUGGUUAUCGACUGUUACAAAUUCUUCAAGUAGUUAAUGAUUAUAUUCAUAUUCUUAUUUUGAAGUGGGUGAAGACUGUUUACGUAGCUGUUCCAUAUUCCUCCACCUGUGAUGACAUCUAUUCUGUACCUGGAGUGAAUCGCUGGAGAACUCCAGUCUGUAGCUUUACAGUAAACUCAUGUCCUCCCUAUUUUCUGACCGAAGUCCUGCUGUGGUCAAUCAGCAACAGAAUUAGCAAUACUCAGCAACUAUAAAGCAGAAACCAGGAGUGAAAGGUCUGAAUCAUUUCAGACCAAAAACUCUGAGAGUCAAAUUUGUUGAGCCUCAAAAUGGUCAAUAAAUUUCACCAUUUUGAGGGCAAUACAUUGUAACACAUGAUAUUUCAUUGACACAUGAUGGUAUCAAUAUGGUUGAAUUUAGUGCUCUAGCACAUCAUGUUAAAUGCUACAAUAAUAUAGUGAGUUGGCAGAACUAAUAUUUAUGAUUAGAGCUAUAGGGUCAAUGCAACUAAUUUUAAUUAGUGCUACCCACCAAUGAUGGCAUGAAAACAUAAUUUAACCUAAUUUAAAAUUUGAUAAAUGUUUGUGCUCUUGUAUCAAAAUGAAGUAGUAACUAUACUAACAUUGUUAUUUUACCAUAGGUAGGAAUAGAUUGUUGCUUUUUUAAAUUUAAAUCACAGUAGUUCAAUCUUGCUAUAUUUGUAUAAAUCCUUUGUUUUGACAUCAUGACACUGUGAAACCAAGGUUAUCAUUUGAGAACCUGCUACCGGCCCAUGCCUAAAUGUACCAGCACCACUCCUCUUUCACUCUCACCCUGCAUGUGUGCACAUGUUCGAGAGAAACCCUGGAGUGAGUUGUCAUUUUCUACAGUACAACAUAAUUCAAGCACAGACUUGAUCCCCACUUCUAUGCUUUUAGUUCGAAGAAGCCUCAAUGUGUGUGUUUGUAUUUUGAGAUUUUGUGAAAUUGUGUGUCCGACUGUGUCUCGUAAGAUGUCAGCAAGCGCUCCCAGCUUGCACAGUCAAUUAAUUCCAAAUCCCCUCCAAUGCAGUGAUUCCCUUUAAAACAGUGUUUUGGGGUAGGUCAUCUCCUGUUUGAGGCUUAACUUUUUCUGGUUUCAGUGGGUUAAAUUACAACUAAGGUUUGACAUUGCCUCAUUUACAGAAAACAGCAAAUGCUAGUAUUAAGAGUUAGGCAAAACCGUGAAAACUCAGGGGGAACCAUUGAAGCUGUGCCUUUCAUACAUCACCUUUGACCUCUCAAACUGUAUGACUAUCCUCACAUACUCCUUAGUGUCUCUAAGACCACAGUUCAACUCCCAUCCUCUCAAACAGGGAUCACAAUUGACAGAGGCAUCAGAAAAUCCUGUUGUAUCUCCUGCAGAGAGCUUGCAGUGGGCCGAUCUGCGUCACUGUCCUUUUGCUUGACAUUAAAAGCCGGGCAACGCUGGCGAAGCGAGGUCGCGCUUUUGUCCAAGCGCGAUGACGCGAUCGUCCCAUUGUCUCACAACCUUCCCCCUUUUUCUCCCCUGUUUAUCAGCUCACUCUGAGCAUCUUUUGUGCACGUCUUUUCUCUGCAUGUCUAUCUGAAUGUCCUUGCGGCUUCUCCAAGUAAAGACGGGCACCUUGGACUUUAUCUGUUUCUCACAUCUACAUGUAUGUGCUAUGAAUCUCAUACUUCUGAGAACUGUGACUGUUCAAUCAUCAACAAGAGAACAGUUUGUCCUCACAUGGAUAGAAGCAGAAGAUGUGCCGCUGAUACACCAGACAGCCUGAUGAAUGUGUUUCCUCUCCAUCCUUCCAUCACCAUCCUGUCAUUUUCCCUUCUUCCAUUCCGCCUUUCUUUGUUUCUGUCCUUUGCUCCUGCUCUUUUUUUGUCUGUCAAUUGCUCCUUCCUUCCCCACAGGGAGGUUUAUUACGUAAAUAGAUGGGCGUCUUAGUGCUACCUUUGCCGAAAGGCAAUUAGCCUGCAAUUACAAAAACGACUGAACUUCAGGAGACGUGUAUCUCUCUCUCCUUUCUAUUGUUUUUUGUUCUCCUUUUUCCCCUUCAAUCCAUCUGCUCUCUCCUCUCCCUGCUUUCUCCCCAGACCCUCGUCACCAGCACAAGUUUCUAAGCGGCAGCUUUUGAGGUCAGCUGUCCCAGAAAACUCCACACCAACUUUUGUUUUCGUACUUGUCUCUGUAUAAAAAGUGUUUGAGAUGUUGUGGCCCAGAACAACAGGAAACCCUUGAUUCCCUUCAUUGAGACACGUCUUUCUAUCCUAACAUAUUCCAUCUUGUUUGUGAGAGUGUCCCUGGGAAAUUAGUUUUAGCUUGUUGCUUCAGGCAAGCAGUGACAUUGGAUACUUAGAGAGAAGUGCUCCAGAUUCACUAUAUGUGUGACUGUGUGUGUAUGACAUCAGCUGAGGGAACCAGUGCUAUAAAAAGACAUCAAAACAUCUGUCAGACAGUGAGAAGCAGGAGGCCGGCAUAAAUAUUCACAUGGUGGUAGUGCCCCCAUCACCUUGUAACCUACUUACCAUUUCAGAACAAAGCAGAUGGGCCAGGGGACCGCUCUCCUCACACCCUAUCAGCGAUUAUUGGGUCAAAACUGGCCAACACAAUCAGGAGUGAGUAAAAAGUGCAACUCUAAGUGAAUGAGGGAUAUACAUGGUCUGUGUUUGACCCACAUCAGGCUGAAAUGUACAAAAAUAAGACUUACAGUAGAGAAGGCCAAGAGAGUUCAGAGAGCAAAGCCAUACUAGAGUCCCCUAACAGAGAGGGUAAGGUGGGCACUACCCAAAUGGAAAGAUGACCUUAGAUGAUUGUAGUUUUCCACACUACAAGGGAAUCAUUUCACCAUCUGCAUCAGUCAAACACAUCUAGUUACUCCCCACCUCCAUCCAAAUGUCAGUCUCUUUUCUUCUUUCUUUUAAUACCUUUCUUCCUUUUUUGGCUGAAUGUAAUUAUUCAAAUAUAGCCACCUUGGAUUGAAAAAUAAAUAUAUUUGUUUGC